This is a messenger RNA of Alternaria rosae, 567 nucleotides long. RefSeq names its product heavy metal-associated domain-containing protein. NCBI's taxonomy places the organism in Eukaryota, Fungi, Ascomycota, Dothideomycetes, Pleosporales, Pleosporaceae. Gene Ontology annotation, biological process: copper ion transport. The record is from RefSeq and is a predicted model, not a curated record. Gene Ontology annotation, molecular function: copper chaperone activity; metal ion binding. Gene Ontology annotation, cellular component: cytosol. The transcript has 2 exons. The coding region runs from base 161 to 397 and encodes 78 amino acids.
CGCUCUUCGUCAGGUCCUUCCGCUAGUGAUACCUAUAUAUACUAGUCAUAGCUCCUCUCUUUGCGGUUAUCAAACAAACACAACCACGCCACAUCGAAGCCCUGCGACCCGCACUGAACCUAGGACUUUACCACCAACACCACCUACAAGCUCCCACACAAUGACGCACACCUACAAGUUCAACGUUGCCAUGAGCUGCGGCGGCUGCUCUGGCGCUAUCGAGCGCGUUCUCAAGAAGCUCGAGGGUGUUGAGUCCUACAACGUCUCGCUCGAGAACCAGACCGCCGAGAUCACCGCUGCCGACUCGCUAUCCUACGACACCGUCCUCGAGAAGAUCAAGAAGACUGGCAAGACCGUCAAGUCCGGUGAGGCCGACGGUGAGGCCAAGGACAUCUAGAGAGUGCAACGUAGCAUGCACCUACGACAAGCUUUUGAUAUAUUGUUUUUGGGUCAACGAGCGAUGGAUUUCACGGCUGUGUUUGCGUGCAAGCUCUGAGCUGCCGCCACGGCCCUCUACAUCUGGUGCGAUUCUGUAGAUGCAGCGAAUGAAUGAAGAAUACCCUCCCA